GCACUCUUUUGUAAUCACAACAUGAUCUCCUGUGCUGAGCAGCAAAGCUGAAGCCGGCAGGGAGAGGCCGACAGGCCCGGCUGUGGUGGUUCCUGCUUCUCUCAGCUCUGGCAGCUUUGGAAUUCUCUCAGUGCCUGCCGUUUCCAUGCAUUUGGCUGAGCCUCACCGAGCUGAGCCCACGAUGCGCAGGCAUGAGGAAAAAGAUGCCGACCUGGACCGUAGGAUAAUUGCCCUGCGCAAGAAGAACCAGGCCUUACUACGCAGGUACCAGGAGAUUGAGGAGGAUCGUCGGCAGGCAGAGAAGGGGGGCAUGGCCGUGACCACCCCAGCGCUCCUCCAACCUGACAGCCUCACCGUCACCAUCAGCCAGGUUCCCGGUGAGAAGAGGGUGGUCAGCAGAAACUGGGCCAGGGUGCCCCUUUCCUCUGGAGUGACAGGCACAUUAACAGACGAUGAAGAUGCUGCAGACUCGAUGGGUACCUUCUGCAUGGGGGACCGGGUGGAGCUAGCUGUCACCAUGGAAAACAAAGCCAAGGCCAAACGGAUUGUAAGUGAAAAACCCUUGACUCAAGCAAGGAACCCAAGGGCAACGGGGCCAUCUGGAGGAGGCCAGAGCUGGAGUAAUCCCACGCAGAAGACCUUCAGCUCAGACUCAACAGGGAAGGGUGCUCGGGAGCUGCAGAGUCCAGGCAUGGUCCCAGGCCCAACUCCCCAGCAGCACACGGGGCUACCCCCAGAGGCCAGCUGGGACUACAAGCAAUGGAAACAAGAGCGAGAGCAGAUUGACCUGGACCGCCUUGCACGGCACAGAAAUGCACAGGGUGACUGGAGCCGCCCAUGGGACCUGGACAAAGCUGGACCCAUGCCGCAGGACCGCAACAAGCCUAGGGACAAGGACCUGGCCAUGGGCAGCAGAAAGGGUCCUAGGACCCACUGGAAGUUACAGCCUCCACCAUCAUCCCCGGAUGGGAAACGCUGGGGUGGACAGUCUGGAAGACCCUCAGUGGCAUCCACCACAGGCAGCAAAGCCCAGGGGAAGGAACGACUGACUGGCAGGGCCCGAAGGUAUGACAGGAAAGAAGAUGAGAAGAUGCAGAGCCAGGAGGGAAGCCAGUUUGCCACGGAGACUCCCAGUGCAGAGGAAGAAUGCAGCCAGAAACAAAGUGAAAUGGAGCCAGGCAGACAAGAGACCACACCUGCAACCAGCCCAACUCCAGCCUCCCCACAGGGCCUAACAGAGGAGUCGGGAACCUCUACACCUAGUUUGGCUUUAGACUCCCCACAACAUUCUGACUUGGCUCCCCUUGACCUCUCUCUAGGAGGGGCUAGCAGCCCCAAGGCUGGAAAGAGUAAGCUCGUCCUCAGUCCAAAGUCUGGAGCUCAGGAAAGUACAGUGCCGUGGCCAAAUGGUUCUGAGCAGCAGGCCCUAGGGUGGGAUGACCACCAGCCUGGGCAGGAAGUCCACACUUACGCUGAGUCACAGAGAGAAGCAGAGGCCUCCCAGCUCAAAGAGGACAGGGCUGGUAAGGCUGGGGCCGAGCAGAACCUGCCACCAAGAAACAGGACCCCCAGAGGAAUUGGCCAAAGGGCAAGAGGCACAAGUAAAAGAACCAGGGCAGGAGGUCCUGGCCCUGCAGGAAGAUGCUGAAUAAAGCUCGUGGGUUGGGGAGCCAGGCUGUGGGAGGGGAGAACUCAGUCAAGACUCUUCUGCGUGGCAGUCUGUUUGCUGAUGGGAGUCUUGUGCCUAUCUGGUUGAGUGAUAUGGCAAAAUUCCACAGGGACACCAACGGAGGGCCUCUUUCUCACAUCUCUCUACACAAGUGGGUUUUCACAUGUAGGCAAGGCCCCUGGGGUAUUCGUGAGGCUGGUAUCCGUGGCCUGGGCCUACUGCUAGGCCAUUUGCCUUUCCCACUGGCUCCUUAUCAUUCCUCAUUGCCAGGUCUCCCUCCCCAGUCACAGCCUUCAGGCUCCUCAGCUCCAGGCAGUCUCAAAGCUCGUGUGGCUAGCCCAGCUCCUUUCUGAUAACCUAUGCCUUUUCCAGUCCUGGUCUUCUAAGAUGGCCAAAGUGGGAUUUCAACAGUCACCUGAGACCCAGAGAAAGUGGGAUGUGGCUCUCGGUUGAAAGAAACAGGUUUGAUGUGGAAGAGUAGAACCUAAGACUUCUUGGGAGAAAGCAUGUGGAGGGCUUCUUUGAACAGGGCUAGGCUCCCCUUAUCCGUCCCCACAGGGGAAUGGGAGAGCUCACUAGCGGGUACUUGAGCCUGCUUCCUCCAUGGCCAGAUCAGAUGCCCUGUGUGCACCCUGAACUGACCUUGCAGCCCAGGACCACUUCCUGUCCCCUCUUCCUUUUUCUCCACUUCCCCUCACCAAGGCUGUGAAGCAAGCACACAGACAGAGAAGGAGAAAUAGCAACCCCAGCUGAGUGUGGCAUCAGGAUGUGUCUUUCUAACUCGGUCUCCAUCCAGGCCCCUCCCAUUGAGGCCCACGUCUGGUGAAUGAUCCAGACUCUGCACAAGCUGUGGUUUCCUUUCAAUACAACAAACAUUUCCUGAGCAUCCUCUCUCAGUAAUCCAGCCAGUGGGCGACGGGUGACUCUGCCAGCAGAAGGGAGGGCAAGAAACUCAGCCAUCCCACAGCUCAAGGCUGAAUGGCAAGUGCUGUUUUCAUCGAAGCCUGGCAG
Acomys russatus (golden spiny mouse) is the source of this 2680-nucleotide messenger RNA. RefSeq names its product coiled-coil domain containing 9B (gene Ccdc9b). The transcript has 11 exons. NCBI's taxonomy places the organism in Eukaryota, Metazoa, Chordata, Mammalia, Rodentia, Muridae. Bases 146 to 1648 code for a protein of 500 amino acids. The record is from RefSeq and is a predicted model, not a curated record.